Messenger RNA from Anopheles funestus (African malaria mosquito), 1987 nucleotides. It is a transcript of the gene SCCRO, whose product is annotated as DCN1-like protein 1. The transcript has 3 exons. Bases 16 to 1185 code for a protein of 389 amino acids. Gene Ontology annotation, biological process: positive regulation of ubiquitin-protein transferase activity; protein neddylation. Gene Ontology annotation, cellular component: ubiquitin ligase complex. NCBI's taxonomy places the organism in Eukaryota, Metazoa, Arthropoda, Insecta, Diptera, Culicidae. Gene Ontology annotation, molecular function: ubiquitin conjugating enzyme binding; cullin family protein binding; ubiquitin-like protein binding. The record is from RefSeq and is a predicted model, not a curated record.
GUACGCAAAUUGCAGAUGGGAAAUCAUGCAUCGUGUAUACGCAUCUGCAAGUGGUCGUUUUUUCAGCUGUCACCAGAUAGUUCAAUUUGGCUUAAUGUUUACAUUACGUUCUCCCUAAAGAAAAUAUUAAAAAGUACGAAACAUAGUUCAAAUUUUAUUAAACUCAUUCAUACUCUGUGCACGUUGAACUUUGAUCUGCUGAAUAAAACUAUGAACAAACUAAAGCUCAAUCAGAAGGUAAAGGUAAACAAAUUCAUUUCCCUUACACACACGGGAGAGCAGACGGCCAUCCGAUGCUUACAGGAUAAUGAAUGGAAGCUCGAUUUGUCCUGCGAUACUUACUUCCAAAACCCUGACCUGUACUAUCGCGAACUGGACAAGAAGAAAAUCGAACAGUUGUUUAAUGUGUAUCGUGAUCCAACGGACCCGAACAAAAUCAACUCGGAUGGGGUGGAACGAUUUCUAGAGGAUCUGCAUCUGAAUCCGGAGUCCAAGCUGGUGCUUAUCAUAGCGUGGCGCUUCAAGGCGGAAGCACAGUGCGAAUUCGCUCGGCAUGAGUUCAUAAACGGGUUUUGCGAUCUUGGUGUUGAUAGCAUAGAGAAGCUAAAGGAAAAGUUACCACGCCUCGAGCAGGAGCUGAAGGACCCGGGACGGUUCAAAGAUUUCUAUCAAUUCACCUUCAAUUAUGCAAAAGACCCGGGGCAGAAAGGGCUCGAUCUGGAAAUGGCCAUCGCCUACUGGAAUAUUGUACUUAAGGAUCGGUUCAAAUUUCUAGAUCUGUGGUGCAAGUUUCUGGUGGAAAACCAUAAGCGAUCAAUUCCGAAAGAUACGUGGAAUUUAUUACUCGAUUUUGCCACCUACAUUGAUGAUAGUAUGUCCAAUUAUGAUGCCGAAGGAGCUUGGCCGGUGCUAAUCGAUGACUUUGUCGAAUGGUGUCUAAAACAGAACAAGGUAACCCAUCCGUCAGUUAUUACUUCCACCACCGGUGGUCACAGUGGAGCCGGCGUGGGAUGCAGUUCGCUUUCGAUGCAGCAUGUCCCAUCCACCUCGGCAAUGAUGAGCAACGUUCCCGUUCCUGGUGCAGCCCAGGCAACCUCCACAACGACGACGACCAACCCGUACGGUGGUAGCCGAUCUAGCCCAUACGGCACGGCUGCUGGUAGCACGGCCAAUAUGUUUUAUUAGAGUCACGUCAUCAGUCACAUCAGUCAGUUGUUUAGCCGGCAGUGUGAGGGCCCUCAGUCACAGUCUCUCUUACUUUCCUUUCGUCGAUACAGCCCUGGUAAUUGAACAUGGGAUUUCGCUGCGCACCGCAUAAGUUUUGUCAUCAUGAUUUGAUCGUUUUGUUAAUAAUUCACUGCAAAUGUGGGAAAACGUAGAUGCAUGGUGUUGGUGGAAACGUGACAGUGGAAACGCGUGGGAAAAACGUUUUCCCUGUCGUAUAGGUAGCUGGUUCCUACCGUACAACAAAGGGAAUAUAAAUUUGAUCAGUGUCAGCUGGAACUGUUUCAUGCAAUUACAUAUGAGACGAUUCCGUCAUGCAAUCCCUAUUUCCCUGUAACGUCUGUUAUAUGCUGAAAUGCAACAGGACACCUUGGUAGCUUUUUGGAUGCAGGCCUGCCUUUCAAUCUCUAACACAGAUGAAUCCGGCGAACCUGUACUGUAAUAUGUGUACAGUAGUGUUUUUUUUCCUACUUUCAUUUCACGUUUCAUCGUUUGGGAAGCGGUAUACAAAAUUUAUGUAGUCAUGUUACUUUGUUGUACCAGUUUUUGUUUUCUGUAAGUUUACUAUGGCCAUGAAAAUGCGGAAAAAUGCAAAUAUACGCCGCCGGUGGAGGCAUAGUAAAAGUGGAACAUUGAACGUAGAGCAUAAAACGAACCAGGAGAAACUUUAGGGUAAUUUUGAAAUUUACCUAGCAGCAAGAUUUUGCAUAACAUUGAUUUAAAAACUAAUGGAUUACACACCAAUAAUUAAGUUACAAAUGUA